Penicillium argentinense is the source of this 1278-nucleotide messenger RNA. Its product is annotated as DUF3431 domain-containing protein. The coding region runs from base 1 to 1278 and encodes 425 amino acids. NCBI's taxonomy places the organism in Eukaryota, Fungi, Ascomycota, Eurotiomycetes, Eurotiales, Aspergillaceae. The transcript has a single exon. The record is from RefSeq and is a predicted model, not a curated record.
AUGAUUCUCUCACGCCGAGCGGUCCUCUUCCUCGGGUUCGGCAUCUUCACCUUCCUCUUCUUCACAGCCCGCGCACUGCGACAACCCCACGUAUGGAAUAAAGUGCCGCAGGCCGUCGGCCUGGGGGAAUACGUUUCCUCCUCCCCGCACGGAUUCAGCAUCAGCGCCAGUACCAAUUGGUCUGUAGCAUAUAAUGUCAGUACUGGAUACGGCCCGAGCAAGGGAAUUCCCUUCGCGCCACAACCGCAUUUCAUUUCCGGCAUACCGAAACCGCACGGCGCAAAGUAUACCAAGCGACUCGUCGUUCCCCGAACAAUGGAGGAAGAUGUGACCUGGAUCGCUCAGGAAUUGCCGGACUGGGAUACAGCGAUUUAUGUCGCUAACGAUCCUUCGGCACCCUUACACCCCCCGAAAAAUAAGGGCCACGAGGUCAUGAUAUAUCUCUCCUACGCCAUUGAUUUCUACGAUGACCUCCCCGACGUCUCAGUCUUCGUCCACGCACACAAGAACGCGUGGCACAAUGACUUUUUGCACAACGGCGACACACCCGAGAUGGUGCGCCGAUUAAACCUGAACCGUGUCAUCAGGGAAGGAUAUAUGAACCUCCGGUGCAGUGAGGGUCCCGGAUGUCCGGACUGGAUGCAUCCUGGUGCCAUCGAGCCAGACGAACAAAAGCAAGAGGAAGUAAUGCUCGCUCGAGCCUGGGGCGAACUCUUCCCCGACGAGCCGGUCCCGUCGGUCCUUGCACAACCGUGCUGUGCCCAAUUCGCCGUAUCCAAAGAGCGCAUCCGCACCAUCCCCCGUUCACGCUUUAUCUUCUACCGUGACUGGCUUCUGCAAACCGAUCUAAGUGACUACAUCGCCGGCCGAAUUUGGGAAUAUCUCUGGCAAUAUGUGUUUACUGGUCAAACAGUCCUCUGUCCGCAAGAAAGCGUGUGCUUGUGCGACGGGUACGGAUACUGCUUCGGCGGCCCCGAUGGGUUCGAAGCGUUCAAGGCUGCACAAGCCGAGCGUGACGAGUGGCAACAGUACACUGAGAGCUGGGACUGGAUGGCCGAUAAUAUCGAGGAUGCCAAAGCAGAAGGCGAUGGUGAACUGGAUGAGACCAUGGACUUGGAUGUUCCAGAACCGGGUGGUAAGACCGAAACCGCAAACGAGUACGCCGCCAAGGCUGCGCAGGUGAAUGCCAUGCUCGAGAAUGCCAUUGCGCGUGGCAACGAUCCCCGACUCCGCGCCGAAGAAGUCGGUCGUCCCUGGAAGCCUGGCGAUAGCUUCUAG